This is a messenger RNA of Colletotrichum navitas, 764 nucleotides long. RefSeq lists its product as uncharacterized. The record is from RefSeq and is a predicted model, not a curated record. Bases 233 to 688 code for a protein of 151 amino acids. The transcript has a single exon. NCBI's taxonomy places the organism in Eukaryota, Fungi, Ascomycota, Sordariomycetes, Glomerellales, Glomerellaceae.
GAGGUACCUGACAGGAACCUGAACGGCUGGGCUGCUUUCUUACCGGUAAUCAUGCUACCUAUGUAUGUGCCUGGCAGCCUUCAAAGCCACUUCCAGUGUUACCCCAAACUGCCCAAUUCGGGUAAUGUGGAGAUCGCGGAACGAGACGGAGAUGCGGCAGGUGGUUUAGAAGGACACUGCCUCGUGCACGACAGCUCGGCUUUCCAGGCGGCACAACGACCGGUGCUGCCGGAUGUAUCCCCCCUGUUUUUUUUUGUUGCCUUUUUUGCUUCCCCCCCCCCUUCUCUUUUCUUUGCUGGCUUUCAAAACUCCGUGUGCGUCCUCUAGGGACUGUCAGGGUCGACCUCUCUUGGGGUUUGCUCUAGAGGCCUGUUCGUGGUUGAAACCAAGCGGAUGGGGAUGGGAGUGGGCACGGGAACGGUCGAUCCUCCUUCUACUGCGCUGCGCUGUGCUUCAGAAGAGAGCUGCUGCCGUUGUGCUGCCACCGCCGCCGCCAUAUAUAGAUGAUUUAUCCGCCGGUCGGACGGGGGGAUCCCCUUUUGCCGUUACCCAGCGUGCUGGAUCACUUAAAGUGAAAUGGAGACCGCCAAUCCCUAUAUCUGCUAUUAAACAAGGGGUCCGAGAAAACUUGAGACCAAGUGGCAUGGGCCCCGUUUCGCCUGCGCUGGACAGUGAGGUUGGACGAUAGCAAUAGCAAUAACAAGUUAUCUUCGUCCUUACCGACAGACGUUUCUUGAUGCGACCCGUCCGAAACACCCCAGAGC